GAGAUUAAAACAAGAGCAAACCAAAAUGUUCCUUACCCAUGUGCGUUCUGUUUCAGAACACCUGCUGCAGCCAUGAUGCCUGUUGCAACCGUGAUGCCUGACGACACGCCGAUGUUUGACCCGAAUAUUCUGCACGAACUUGACUGGAGCGAGAACACGACAACGUUUUCUCCUGCUAUUUCUCCUUUAGAUCCAGGAGAUGGCCUAGUUUUGAGACCACUUUGCACAGCCGAUUUAAAUCGAGGCUUUUUUAAGGUUCUGGGUCAGCUGACUGAAACUGGAGUUGCAAGCCCAGAGCAGUUUAUCAAAACCUUUGAGCACAUGAAGAGAUCUGGAGAUUACUACGUCACUGUCGUAGAAGACACAAAUCUUGGACAGAUUGUUGCUACAGCAACGCUGGUGAUAGAACAUAAGUUCACUCACUCCUGUGCAAAGAGAGGAAGGAUAGAAGAUGUAGUAGUAAGCGGGGAAUGCAGAGGAAGGCAGCUUGGUAAACUAUUAACGUCCACCCUAACGUUGCUAAGUAAGAGACUGAACUGUUACAAAAUUACGCUUGAGUGUCUGCCAAAAAAUGUGGAUUUCUAUAAGAAGUUUGGCUAUUCGGUAUCUGAAGAAAACUACAUGUUUCAACGGUUCUUUAAUUAAGAACUUCUAGUCUUUUUUUUUUUUUUUUUGUAAAGACUGUUGGUGGAGGAGCUUGUGCUACAAACAUUCUCUUCGUGGAAAAUUUAUAUAGUUUAUUGCUGCGAAUAUAACGAUCCCUAUAAAUAAUGAACAUCGAAUGUGUAAAUCCUGGGGAAAAAAACAAAUUACUGACAUUUUAGAAGGGUCCUCUGGGUUAGGAAAUAAGCGCUUAGAACUAAUUUUUACUACUGUUCAGUCAAAGUGAAGCUUUUUUUGUUCUAGCUGAGUUACAAAGGACUCUUGUUAAAGGGAUGGUUUUUAACCAAAGGUAUAUAUUUUUAUCUCAAAUUUUUUCUUGCAUUGUAUUUUUCUAAAGGUUUGCGCUUCUUUUCUUGGUAGCCAAAGUACAGCUGGUGGGAUUGUUCUGCUGUCUGUACUUCACGGAAGGAUGAUGAAGCUCGGGUAGAGAUGAUGCUUCUCUUAUGCCGAAUUAGUGAUAGGGAAUGGGCGUUUGUUCUGUUCUUUCCAUGAAAGCUCACUGAAGUGCUGUUGAUGUUAACGUACCUAAAGUUUUAUAGGUACUAUUUUCCAAAACCGAAUUUGUUACUAUUUGUGCGGGUAGGGGAGAAUCCUUAUGGGCUAUGCUAAAGCUGAUGUUCCGAGUCUAAAAAUGGAUGUGUACUUCUCACUGCAGGAGUCCUGCACUUUAGCUGAUAACUUUGUUUUCAGGAUAAUUACUUGUUUUCUGACAAAAAAAAAAAAACCAACAAAACAACAAACCCAAUGGUUUGCAACAGGGCAAAGGUAACUGGGAAACUGGAAUGUCUAACAGACAGAAUACACCCUGUCUUGCAUGGGGCUCUGGCUUAGUACUCAAUGGGACUGUGAUUUGGGAUUGGCAGGAAUGCGUUCAGCUUCACCGAACGGCCAGCUCGCUGAACUCCUGAGGGCCAGGUGGGCUGCGGUUUUGCUGGUAAGGGCUUGUGCCUCCGGUAUAGCAAUCCCCCAUCCUGGUCCCGAGGGAUUGUUGCUGCUUUAGAGCAUCCCUCUUGCUGUAAGAUUGGAUAAAUGAUGUUAGCACUUUUGCCAGCGAUGGCAAGCAAAUAACGUACAAAGCCCUGGUUUCAACAGUAGUGUUUUGUGCAAAGAGAGUGACAAAUCCUACAUCUAUGAAUAGGGCAUUAUAAAUACGUGAAGGUUCGUACAGAACAGCCAGUCUUGUUUGUGAACAGUUAGGCCUUACAAAAUGUUCUUUCAUUGUGGUGUGGAGAGCUACUUUAAGCUGUGGUGGGGGUUCUAUUUAAUGUUCCUGAUGGUACUCCACUCAAUAUAGUGUUUCCUUGGUGAUGUCUGUUUUAUUUAUUGAUUAUUUUUUAAAAAAAAAAAAUCUUUAAGCUGAAUAAAUGAAGACUGCCAACUGUA
Gymnogyps californianus (California condor) is the source of this 2046-nucleotide messenger RNA. It is a transcript of the gene GNPNAT1, whose product is annotated as glucosamine-phosphate N-acetyltransferase 1. Gene Ontology annotation, molecular function: monosaccharide binding; glucosamine 6-phosphate N-acetyltransferase activity. The coding region runs from base 73 to 645 and encodes 190 amino acids. The transcript has 5 exons. The record is from RefSeq and is a predicted model, not a curated record. Lineage: Eukaryota; Metazoa; Chordata; Aves; Accipitriformes; Cathartidae. Gene Ontology annotation, cellular component: endoplasmic reticulum; Golgi apparatus; endoplasmic reticulum-Golgi intermediate compartment. Gene Ontology annotation, biological process: UDP-N-acetylglucosamine biosynthetic process.